AUGGAUUUAUUACAUGCAGCUGACUGUGGUCGUUUAUCUAUAGUUAAAAAAUUAGUAUCCAAAGAUAAGUCUAUAAUUCAUACUUGUCGACAUACAGAUCAUCGUAAUCGAGCAUUUAAUACCGACUCAUCAGCUAUUCAUUAUGCUUGUCGAUCUGGUCAUUUAAAUGUUGUUAAAUAUUUAUUAGAACAAGACUCAACAAUUAUCAAUGAUCCAGAUAUUGAAUGUUGGACAUCAUUACAUUAUGCUUGCUAUAAUGGACAUAUAAAUAUAAUAAAAUUAUUAUUAAAAUAUAAUGCUGAUGUUAAUUUAAAAGAUAAUUAUUUAUUUCAAACACCUAUACAAUUUGCUAUGUAUAGACAAUUUGAAGAUAUUGUUCAUUUAUUAGACCCUAAUAUACAAUGGACACGUCGAAAUAUUAAUGAAAUAUCAACUAAAGGAACUACACCUGUAUUUCGAAAAAACUCAAAUUUAUUUCUUGGAAGAUAUAUUUUAAAUGAAAAUCAUAUUAAGGAAAUUGAAUUAUUUAGAAGUGGUGCACAACCAAAUGAUAUUGAAUUAAGAAAAAUUCAAGAUGUUGAAUUGUCGAAUCUUAAUGUUCGAAUAAUAUUUACACAUGAUUUUAAGAAACAUAUAAAUAAAACAAUAGAAUUAUCAUCAACUGAAGAUGAUGAUCCAUUUUUAAGAUCCUCAACAACAUCAACUAAUGAACAUAUUAUGGUUUUUGAUGAUGAAUAA
Molecule: messenger RNA, 738 nt
Organism: Rotaria sp. Silwood2
Lineage: Eukaryota; Metazoa; Rotifera; Eurotatoria; Philodinida; Philodinidae
Source: the annotation of a GenBank genome assembly